GUCCGGGAAAUAAAAAAUAGACGAAAAUAAAUUUGAAAAUUCCAGCAAUAAAGUGUAGUUACAAGCGAAAUUCUUGCAGAAAAUGGGUCGUUCUAGUUCCAAACCCUUGCCGAAGCCCAAUAAUCCCCUGCAAGAGCUGCAAUAUAAAGAGUCGCAAAGAGAACGUUCCCGCAGGCAGCAAGAGAAACAAAGAAAACAAAUUGCCCUGCUACAAAAGAAACAGGCGAAAAAGCAACGAAAGCUGCAUAAGAAGAAGAAACGCAAUAGCAGUAGUGCCAGUAGUGGCGGUGCCAAAGGUCGUCACUCCCAGGAACAUAAACAUUUACAAUUACAUCCUAUCAUACGUUUGCGCGGCAGUGAUGAAACUUCACCUCCCGCUUCAGAUUUACGUUUGCGUUAUGAUUUUCGUCGCGAGGAAUUCAAUCGUCAGCUGGAGACAAAAAUUCAAAGGGAAUUAAAUGAAAACUUAUGUGAAUUUAUUAUGAAUCAAAGUGUGCUGGCAAUGCAGUUUUUCAAAAAUUACGAAAGUGAACUUUCUACCAUAGCCGAUGAGUUGCUGGCAAAUGAAAAGGAACUAAAUCAGAAUUUGGAAGAACAUUCAAUACUUUUGGCAAAUCCGCUGGAUGUGGCUGUGGCAAAGUGGAUUAAUUACAAGCCAGUCCAUGGCCCCGACAAACACCAGCCGCAGCUGCUGCAACCUCAAACAAUUUACAUGGUCUUUGAGAAUAUCGAUAUAGCUCGGCCCAAUGAUGCCAACUAUGAUUCAAUAUCUCCCCUUUGCAAGGUGGACAUGGAAAUGGAUUUUCGAGAGAGCACUCCAUACAAAGAGGACUAUGGCAAAUUACUCAAUGAUAUCAAAUGGAAGGGUUUUGUAAGACUACGCCUAAGGGAAGAUUCUAAUCAUGCCAAAUCCAUGGCCCAUGAUGAGGAGAUUUAUAGCGAGGGCAGCUCGGGUUAUGGCACCACCAGUCCUUAUGGUAGUAAAAAGUCCUUGAGCCACACUGGCAACCUGCUGGGCAGCGGAGAUGAUUCGGAGAAUGAUUAUGACUAUGCUUUUAUCACCCAUUUGAAUACUCAGCAUCCCUUAAGGGAAUUGCAAAUGAGCAAUGGCCGGGAUCGCCAGAAAGUGGAGGCCAAGGUGUUGCCGGACUCUUGCAUAUCGGCCUUGGAGAAUUUUGUGCAACCAUUGCAGGAAGAAGAAUUCACCGACGAUGAGGAGGACAGUGAAAGUGAUUACGAUGAGGAGGAAGAUGACCAUCAUAGGCAGGAUUACAGAGAUUAUGACACUCUGCAGGCUCUCAAACAAUAUCGCUUGGAUUUGGAAAAACGUCGCAGGCUUUUGGCCCAAUGCUAUUUGAAUUCCAUGGAGUUUAUGCGGUAUUUUGGAGAAUUGGUACGCAGAAGACUGGCAGAGCAAUUGCACAUAUCCCAUAAUGAAAUGGAUGCAGCCACCUUUAGGGGCAGCUCGAUAUACACCAAUCGCUAUGAGCUGAUACCGGCCAUAUAUGUGGCCCAAAAUGUCACCGAAUGGCCCAGAUGUGCUUUUGAGUUUCGCCUGAGGACUAGACCCAUGUCCACAAAUCCCCAAACAGGACAACAAACCCAAUGGCCCACCCGGGCCAUGAUUAAACGCAUCGAAACUUUUGGAUUUCAUGUCAUCCCUUUGGGUUAUGCGCCCAAAAAGCUACGCAAUCCCUUCCGUGACAUCGAAUGGCGCAUUGUCUUUCCCAAGGCCGAGCGAUAUUUGGAACAGCAUUUGACCAAUGCUCAAAUCAAAGUCUUCAUGAUCUCCAAAGCUUUGCUCAAAAGCUUUGUGGAACCCUGUGAGAAAAAUAAAUCGCUCAUGUUUGCUUUGGAUCAUUUGCGCUCUCAUUUAUUUUGGGAAUGUGAGCGAGACUAUCACGCUUGGCCCGAAGAGUUUUUGGGAGAGGUUCUCUUGCGUUUCAUCGAUAGCUUCAAGCAAAGAGUAAGAGAGAAGCAUUUAAGUGAUUACUUUAUAAGAGAGCGCAACUUGUUUGAGAGCAUACCGGAGUACUCAUUGAAUACUUUGUACACCAUAUUGGCUGAUGUCACUGCAAAUCCUUUGAUGCAUAUGAUGAUUGCCUUCAGGAAUUUGGAAUUCCCUGCGGUGUAUUUUCCUAAGUUGAAUUAUAAAAAGCUUUUUGAAAAUUUGGUAGAGAAUGAUAUGCUCAAAUUAAAGUUGUUGGCCAAAAAUGCCAGAUCUCUUAUGGACUUGGCAGAGGGUGAGCAGGAAGAGCAAUGUCUAAUGCCCGAUGAGGGAGCCAGGGGUUUGGUGGGCAUGAAACAACAUCAUGUGAGGACCAAUGGCAAAUUGAGAAGGAAAACGCAAUUGCUGAGGCACAACAUCGAAAUGAAGAAAAAGGAAAUGGUGGCACGCAGAAGAUCGGUGGAAUCCAUAGAUGUGGAGUUCUUCUUCCAGAGAGACAUGAACAAUCCCAAUCCUCGCAUUAUCAAUCAAGGCGUUGAGAAUUUGCGACGCACAAAUAUUUUGGAAAUUUUCAUCGAUCAUUUGCUGGCCAUGUCCACCAAGGCUUUGGAAUUCAAAUCAGCUGCUGUAAUGAAAAAUUAUCUCUCUCAGGCACGCCGUCUGUGUAAAUUCUAUCACAAUUAUGGCUGUGAUGUGGGAGCCAAGGAGUAUUUGAGUAAAAUUCAAAGUCUAGAUGAGGAGCUAGAAAUGCUCUACAUCAGAGAGGAGUUUCCACCGCCAGCUCCAACUUUGCCCAUGAGAAUGAGUAUUGAGCCCAGUAACAGUUCUCUGUCAUACUAUGCUAGUGAAUUGAGGGAGACCCCCAUAGAGGAAGAGGAGAAGACGACGACCAGGACUAAGGUGGAGGAGAAACAACCAUGCAAUUUAUAUGAGGAAAUGAUGCCACAGCAAGACCCCAAAAAAUCCAAUUUGAAACUAAGUAGCACUAACGCAAAUAUCCUGCAAGAGGAGACUUCUGCUGCCGCACUGAAAAAAUCUUCCAGUGGCACAAGUGCUAGACCCCUGAUAGAGCCUCGUAAAUCCAUUAAGUUUAACAAUGUGGUCAUUAAGGUGCAAAAAGGCGAUACCAAUCCCAUACAGAAGCCUCAGGGUUAUAGUCCUGUUAGCAUACUCAGAUCCAAAGAGGAGAACAAAACGGACAACAAUAACGAUAGUGCAGAUGAUGAUGACGACAGUGAUACAAAUGAAUCUGACCAUAAUGCGACAAAUGAACCUUCCGAGCUGCCUACAUCAAAAACUUGUGCUUCCACCAGCAAACAAUCGUCGUCAUUUUCCUCCUUAAUCAAAAGUUCCUCAAAUUUUAUUAAAACCUCUCCCAUAGGCAAUACUGUCAUGUUUCAGAAUAUUUCACAAAAUACUGAUAAGCUAUUUAGCAAUUUAACCAAUGAUGAGAGAAAGGCUCAAAUACGUAAUAUGCUAAAAAACAAAACAUUACAACUCAAAGGGGUUUUUAAUCAAUCAUCGGAUAGUUAGUAUAGAAUUGAAUUAAAUUUUAAUGAAGAUGGAAAUAGAGCAACAAUUAAUAAAAACCAUUAUUUUAAUUUUUUAUA
This is a messenger RNA of Stomoxys calcitrans (stable fly), 3558 nucleotides long. RefSeq lists its product as uncharacterized. The record is from RefSeq and is a predicted model, not a curated record. Bases 83 to 3481 code for a protein of 1132 amino acids. Lineage: Eukaryota; Metazoa; Arthropoda; Insecta; Diptera; Muscidae. The transcript is spliced from 4 exons.